This is a messenger RNA of Venustampulla echinocandica, 1755 nucleotides long. RefSeq names its product Pseudouridine synthase. Gene Ontology annotation, molecular function: pseudouridine synthase activity; RNA binding. The coding region runs from base 1 to 1755 and encodes 584 amino acids. The record is from RefSeq and is a predicted model, not a curated record. The transcript has 2 exons. Lineage: Eukaryota; Fungi; Ascomycota; Leotiomycetes; Helotiales; Pleuroascaceae. Gene Ontology annotation, cellular component: nucleus; cytoplasm. Gene Ontology annotation, biological process: tRNA pseudouridine synthesis; mRNA pseudouridine synthesis.
AUGGAUUAUACGGCAUGGUCUCAUGACAGUUUGGUUGAGCGCGUUGCGCAACUGGAGACAGAGCUAAAAAGCAAGAAUCGCGGUUCGACCCCCACACCUGCCCCGCGAAAGAAAUCUUGGAAGAAGCCCCGGCAUGAUCGAGCUUUCGAUCCCGCCAAAUACCAUACUCGUCUUAUUGCCCUCAAGCUUGCGUAUUUGGGCAAGAAUUAUAACGGAUUCGAGCACCAUAUUGACACGCCCUUAUCUACAAUCGAGGAGGAGCUGUGGAAGGCGCUGAACAGGGCCCGUCUGAUCUUCCCCAAAGACACCGAUCCUCUGAACCCGGGUGAGGUGAAUUGGGAUGGGCUGGAGUAUAGCAAGUGUGGGAGGACUGACAAGGGAGUGAGUGCUUUUGGGCAGGUUAUUGGCAUUAGGGUGCGGAGUAAUCGGCCUUUGGCGCAGAAGAAAAAGUCAGAGGCCAGUGGACAAGAGGGGAUCGAGCUUGUAGAGGGCCAGCGCGAGCAGGGACAUGCCGAUGCGUUUAAAGCUUAUCCCGGGGAGAAUGGUGUUGAGAUUCGCGCUCCUCCCCUCGGCCGCUCACCCCGCGGCCCUCAUGUCCUCGACUCGGAACCACUGAACAUUCAUGACCCUGCCUUGGCCGAGGCUCUCAAUUUUGACCAUAUAGCGGAUGAAAUUCCCUAUUGCUAUCUUCUCAAUCGGCUUCUGCCUCCAGAUAUCCGCAUUCUGGCUUGGUGUCCUGCCCCACCUACCGACUUCUCAGCAAGAUUUUCAUGUCGAGAAAGAAGGUACAAGUACUUCUUCACGAAUCCAGCAUUUCCUCCAAUACCUCAUAAUCUUGAAUUCGCAAAUUCGGGUAAGGGCAGUGGGAAGAUUAAGGAUGGCUGGUUGGAUAUCGGUGCCAUGCAAGAAGCUGCGAAAUUAUUUGAAGGAACUCAUGAUUUCCGGAACUUUUGCAAGGUGGAUGCAAGCAAACAGAUUUCAAACUUUGAGCGCAUGAUAUAUCACGCUGAUAUAUCGAGCGAGUCCGCGGCGUCUAACAAAACUCUCGGCUUCCUAAAUGAUAAAAACUUUAUCCCUGAAGGCUUUGACGGUGAGGCAGCUCCACAGAUAUAUACAUUUAACCUUCACGGAUCAGCCUUCCUCUGGCAUCAAGUGAGGCAUAUAGUUGCUAUCUUGUUCUUAGUUGGACAAGGGCUAGAACCGCCUUCCAUUGUGUCAGAGUUGUUGGAUAUAGCCAAGACGCCUGGCCGGCCUACAUACGAGAUGGCAACCGACACACCCCUUGUUCUCUGGGAUUGCAUUUUCCCUCGGCAAGAUGAUCCAACCAGACAAGAUGCUUUGCAAUGGAUUUAUGUUGGUGAUGGUGUAGGAAAUGCGGAAGCUAAGUACGCCGCCAUGGGACUUGUGGAUGUUCUCUGGGAAGUAUGGAGGGAAAAGAAAAUAGACGAGGUGCUUGCCGGGAGCCUUCUUGAUAUAGUGCAAAGACAGGGGGGCGAGAUAACGGACUUAACUCUAAGCAAGAAACCGAAUAGGAGCCAGAAGGUCUUUCACGGCGCGGACCGCCCGCGGCUGCAAGGCACAUAUCAACCAGUAAUGAAGAAGCAUUUCAUGGAGAGUGUGGAUUUCAUUAACGAUAGAUAUGCAAUGAGAAAGGGCUUUGAAAAUGCGGAGGAUUUGAAAAGGCAAGGAUAUAGGACGCGGAACAAGGCAGCUGUGGAGGAGGCUGAGAACGAAUUUGUUGAAGGAGUGGAAUAG